AUGACGGAGAAAGGGGAGAAGAACAGUGAGAAGCGGAAGAAGCGAAAAGAAUCGUUCAUCUACGGCAACUACAGAUGCUAUUACAGCUACCGGGUACUUCUUCUCGGACAACUGGAUACUCUUCUUUUGUCUAAUAGUAACCCCAUUUUUUUUUUCUCCAUUUGAAGUAUGCUUCUGUGAUAAUCGACAGCUUUUUGAUGAUGCAGGGGGCGUGUGUUCUCGUUUCUUCUUUAUUUUCCUAUUCCUUUGUUUUCUCUCUUUCCGUCACAAUUUUUCGGAAUGUUUCGACGUUGAAAGGAUUUCUGCUUUAGUUUCGGCAACUGAAAUACCCUUCGUGAACUGAUCGGUUAUGGGAUAUGUUGGGCUUUGUAGGGCGCCCUUUACAAAAAUUAACAAGAUUCUUGUCUCUGAUGGAAAAUAUCGUUGAGGUUACUGUAGUCAAUAAAAUGAUCUGAAUUAGCUAUAUUCUUGCUUUAUUUUACAGGAAAACUCUGAUAGAGAGGUUUUGGUGGUCAUGCGACUGUUGAGUUACCGUCAAUUUGAUUUCUGAGAAGUGAUGUACGUUCACAUGUGACACUAGAAGGAUGCUUUUUCUUUGAUCGUGCAUGGUAGUUUUAGGUUAGGGCAUGUAUGUGGCCGAAAUUUCCUCUCAAGGACGAGUUUUGUAAGUUAUGCCAUGACAUUCUGCCAUGUUCACAUGAAAGGAUAGUCAGUUAAUGAGUCCUGUAGUCCUUAUUUCUGGUCUAUUGAGUUAGGUGUAUGCUCUGGACAGAUUCUCAUAGAAAGUAAGUUUUGUGAGGUCUAUGGUACAUGAAUGAAUGUUGAUGUUAAUAUUUUAUGGUGGCUCUGGGAUCCAAUAAUUGUUCUUAUUAUCGCAUCUCUUUCAUCAUUGCGUAUUCAACGUUUCUGAAAGUUGAGAACAUGCAAUAGACUAGAAGAAGUCACCGAAAAGGUAGAUACUUCUGUCAGAUAUUUAUCAGGCUACAUGUUUAUUUUUGAUUUAUGCUUGCUGAAUUACAGAUAGAUCGUAAGUUGUCAGAAGAUCCUCGUCUGACAUUGAUGAAAAAGGAAUGGUUUGAAGGCAAGGAUUGCUUGGAUAUUGGCUGCAAUCAAGGGUUAAUUACUAUCAAUAUAGGUAAAUUGCCUGUGCACCAUAAUAUACACGUUUGAAUGGUUUAGGGUUGGCUAUUUUUUGCGUGAAUCUACUUAUUUUUUCUGAUAACAAGAGAAACCAUGAGGACAAGAGAUCUUAUGAAGUUUAUUCAUGGUAUUUUUAUGGCGGCCUUUUUUUGAUUAGCUUACUGAGGAGCUAUUACCUUUGAGACGUUUGACAUCAGCAUUGUAUCAAUUAUUGAUUCUUUGUUUCCCUAUGAUUUUUGCCAUUUGCAUUAUUCAUCGUGCCAUAAUAUACUAUUUCUCCCAAGGCAAUGCUAAUAUAUUCUUUAAAACUUCAUUUGACGUGCAGCAAAUAAAUUUUGUUGUCGUAAAAUACUUGGGAUAGACAUCGAUCCAGGUAUGUUUCUGAAAUAUCCUUAAUUCUCGUUAUGAUACUGUUGUUAUCUGAAUUUUUCGUGUUAGCUUCUUUAAAUUUUUAUUUGCUAAUUUACGUCUAUGUUGGUUCAUUUUAUUUUGUUUGCAAAAUUCCAUUUUAUUUGACUGUCAUUAUGUUGGUUCUAUCAGACUUCUUCCAUGUUUUAUGGUUAUGUGGUUAUGUCGUGCAUAUUUGAUUCACUGCAUGCAAAUUUAGAUGUAAAUGUAUGGUUGUCAGACAAAUACAUGAGUAUAUGUGCUAUCAAUAUAAAGGUCUACAUAUAUAUGGUACAUAUGACAUAAUGGAACGGAAUGGACGGGAGUAUUCCUCUUUUUCACAAUUUGAUACAUGGGAUAGGAUCCUUAUAAGCCCUUUUUGCAUUUAUCAGAGUUUUACAUAUAUUGGGUUCAGGGUUCAUUCGCUGCUUCCUUCCUAUGGCUAUUUUUCUUCUGCCUAGUUCAGAAGAUGAUUGGCCCCUUGAUAUUGAACAGUAGAAUUUUCUAUGGUCUGGUUCCUUUGCGCUUUUAUGAUAGAACGAGUUUUUUGUCUUCACCUUUUUAAUAUCAUUCCUGAGAUUUUGGCUGUCGUGGAUUUUCUCCUCUCUACAACGUAGUCUUCUAAACGGUUCUGUACGAUUUAAUCUGGACCUGUGGUGUGGUAAUGUUCGCUAUGACUUCAAUUUCUGCCAAGUGACAGGAGGGCCCAUAAGUGACUAUUCUCCAUCUAUUUUCCAUAUCUCCCAGCAUGUUACUCAUUUCCUGAGCCCUAUUCUUAGGCUUCAUACUAAUUCCUAGACAUUGACAUUUAUAUAUCUCUUAACUUUGGCAGUGCCGCGUCUCUUCAUUGGGCUGUGCAGUAGAAAGGCCCACAACUGGGGAGUUUUAUCAGAGGGGAGCAAAAAUACGAAUCCACUUCAAUUAUUUAUGUUUAGGUCCACAGUAUUUGUUCAGCAACACGGGGUUAGUGAAACGUUUUUUCCACACUUAUAGAUUAUAGUCACGGUUCAUUGAAAGUUUUCCACAAAAUUUAAUAGUUGUGACCUCAUAUGUACUUGCUGAUCAUCCCUUGUAGAUGUGAAAGAGUCCAACUUUGACAUUAAUCAGCGGUGAGUGUGGGCCCAUAUAUUUUAGCCGCACCUUUAAUUGUCUCACACAUUGUGGGACUACUCUGAUGCAUUCUUUCACAUUGAGAUUGACUUUUCUUGGACCUCUCACGUGGACCACAGUGAUCUGUUGCACUGUCCAAGAAUAUAACCAGAGUUAAUUCUUGAAACAUCCAACUCAAAAUCCAUCGGCUGUGAGUGAAUGUAACUAUACACGCAAUGGGAAACUGUUCUAACAUUGCUCAUUAAUUCGACUUGAAAGCUGCUGUAUAGUUUAUAUCAUACAUAACUUUUUUUUGUUAAAAUUAUAUUCCACUGGGGUGAAUGAUUUGAUGCCAGUAAUCUGAUUAGGUUACUAAGUUGUCUUUGGCAAUGUAGAAAUCCAAACUGAAGUCAGUUAAAUAUUAAUAAAUAGCAUGGUCUUUUUUCUGGAUAUUUAGCUUUAUUGGUACGCUUCUUACUUGCCCAGGUCUAAUUGAAGCUGCCCGAUGGAACCUUCGAAGAAUAGCAAGAGCAAAAAGUCCCGGUGGCAGGUUGAUGGAGACUUCCAAACCACUGAUCUCGAAUGGUGAUCGUGCUUUGGACCAUCAUAUCUCUCAAUCUACUGGUGAAGACGAGGUCAGGUCAUCACAGGAGGCUCUUCAUCCCAUAGAGGGGACACUACUUGAACGAGUUUCUUUCCGAGCAGAAAACAUUAUAGAGACAACGCAAGCAUCCAGAGAGAUGUACGACACUAUACUGUGGUAGGUGGUAUUUACUCUCUAGAUUACCUCAUGUAGCAUUCUCCUAUUGUUAUCUAUGAUGCCUUUUAUUAUUAUGUUUUUUUCAUAAAUUUCCUAGUAAUCUUAGUAGAGAUGAAAUAAACCCAAAAAUGGCAACUUAAUAUGAACUGCAGUUAUUAUUGUAGCGGCAUUCUUCUAUUGUUAUUUAUGAUUCUUCCCUUGCAGCUUGAGUGUGACAAAAUGGAUUCAUCUCAAUUGGGGUGACGAGGGAUUGAUUUCAUUGUUUGUGAAGAUUUGGAGACUUCUGCGUCCGGUAUAAUUCCUCCAUCAGAUUUUUGGCCCCAAGAAAAGCUGUAAAAAGUUGUUUAUCAACAGCACUUGUUAUAUUGUCGGCUUUGAACUGUCAAUCUUCCUGUCUCAUCAGGGUGGGAUUCUUUUGUUGGAGCCUCAGCCAUGGAGUUCGUACAAGAGCAAUAAGCGAGUAUCUGAGGUAUAUAGCUGGCCACCUAUGCGUUCAGAGAGAUGUCCAAAUCUCCUCAUUGUUCUUCUUCUUCCCAUUUAUUCUCGCCAAAUUUUUCAGGUUGCAACGCUGAACUACAGCAGGAUUGCGUUCACUCCAGACGUCUUCCAGGAGAUACUCCUCGACAAGGUGCGGUCUUCUUCAGAGUGCAUAGAAUGUUUCAUGGGUGAAGCGAUUGAUGGGUUUAUUGAUUUUGCUUGCAGAUUGGGUUUCGAUCAAUGGAGGACAUCUCCGGCUCUCUUGCCGGCACUGUUACUGGAUUCAACAGGCCGAUCUUUGUCCUCCGCAAGUAA
Messenger RNA from Spirodela intermedia, 4168 nucleotides. The record is from the annotation of a GenBank genome assembly. NCBI's taxonomy places the organism in Eukaryota, Viridiplantae, Streptophyta, Magnoliopsida, Alismatales, Araceae.